UCAUCCAUGAGGAUGGCUUCUCUGGAGAAGACGUGAAGCAGUACAAGCCAGUGGUCUACAGCAACACUAUACAGUCACUGGCCGCUAUUGUACGUGCCAUGGAUACCUUGGGCAUUGAAUACGGUGAUAAGGAACGACGGGCUGAUGCCAAGAUGGUCUGUGAUGUCGUAAGUCGGAUGGAGGACACAGAGCCCUUCUCUCCAGAGCUGCUGUCAGCUAUGAUGAGACUCUGGGCAGACUCUGGGAUCCAAGAAUGCUUCAACCGGUCCCGGGAGUAUCAACUCAAUGACUCGGCCCAAUACUACCUAGACAGCUUAGAUCGAAUUGGAGCUGCAGACUACCAACCCACGGAGCAGGAUAUCCUCCGAACCAGGGUGAAAACAACUGGCAUUGUAGAAACCCACUUCACAUUCAAAAACCUCCACUUCAGGCUCUUUGAUGUCGGGGGCCAGCGGUCAGAACGCAAGAAGUGGAUUCACUGCUUUGAGGAUGUCACAGCGAUCAUUUUCUGUGUCGCGCUGAGUGGCUACGACCAGGUGCUCCAUGAAGAUGAAACCACGAACCGCAUGCACGAAUCACUGAAGCUUUUUGACAGCAUCUGCAACAACAAAUGGUUCACAGAUACAUCUAUCAUCCUCUUUCUAAACAAGAAGGACAUAUUUGAGGAGAAAAUUAAGAAAUCUCCACUGACUAUCUGCUUUCCUGAGUAUACAGGCCCCAACUCUUUCACAGAGGCAGUGGCUUACAUCCAGGCUCAGUACGAGAGCAAGAACAAGUCCCCCAACAAGGAGAUCUACACACACAUCACCUGCGCCACCGACACCAACAACAUCCAGUUCGUCUUUGACGCCGUCACGGAUGUCAUCAUCGCCAACAACCUGCGGGGAUGCGGACUCUACUGAAGCCCUCCCCUCCUCUCCUCACACCUGCUGGGAGCAUCCUCCAGUCCCGCGGACAGGUCCUCUCUCUUUUCUUCUUUUUUUUUCUCCUCCGAAGAUGAUGAGGAAGAAGUACAUAAAUCCCUCCUCCCGUCCCAGAAAACUUUGCAGCAAGUUCUGCUUUCCCCAGCCCUGUUUUAUUUUAUUUUGGUUUAUUUCUGGUUCGUUCCCUUGCUGCCUCAUUCUACUCCUCCGUUCCAAUUUGCAGUGCCAUAGAGGGAGCUAACGCAUUUCCCACAAAGUGCAUUUCAACUGCCAAAAGACAAAAAUACUUCCGUUUUAAAAAAAGAAAAAAAUCAAAGCCUUAAAAUAGGGGUCAGCCACAGUGUAGUUUGGAACUGAACCUUUUUUUUUCCUUGAAAUUACGGGAUAUUUUUAAUUCUCCUCAUUAUUUAUCUUUUUUUAAAAACACUGUUCCUUUGGGAAGUGCUAGAUACAACAUGAUUAUUUUGAGGGUACCUUAUGGCUCCAGUUCCUACCCCACAGCUGGAGGGGUCAGUGUUGAACACAGCCACCACAGCUUGGAUUUGUAUACUCUCCUUUUUUCCAGACAGCUAUUUGAACAAGUAAGACAGCCAUAUUGAGUUCUGCUGGUGUCUAAGACAGACACAGUAACAAAACCUACUAAGUUUUGUCUAAAAGCAUUCAUUACCAGUAACAGUUUUACCUCAAUUUUUUCAAAAUUAAUGUUAAAAUUUGUCUAGUGGUUUCAGUAACCUGUUUGUUAGGCACUUGUCUGGAUGCCACAGAGCUGCUGAGCUGAGUUGGUCAGUGGCAGCUGGGCUUGGAUCCCUGGAGUGUAGGCAGGAGGAUGCCCUGGGACGGCGUCCUGACGGGGACCCUGCACUCAGGAGCAUCCCAGCCAGGAUCCCAGCCUGGGCACCCAGCGGCCUUUCCCAAAGCACCUCCCAGCCUAAGUGAUUUCAGCAGAGCGGAUGCUCCUGCAAACACACAGCAUCUCUUUCCACACUGCAGCCCUGAAUCCCUGGGAUGCACCAAAAAUAUUUACCCCUGGCUCCUUGUAGGCAGAGUUUGGCCUUCAAGUAUCUGGAAAGUGGGGAGGUGCUUUGGGAAGACUCACCAUGCUUGGUGACAGCAAGGUGUGCAGGAGCCUCACGCUCUUCAUGUCCACCUUGGACAUCUAAAUACCCUUGAGAAGCCUGACUUUGCACUCUGAGCCUCCUUGGCUGAGCAGAAUCUGGUAGCUUGCCUGUGUCAUCUCCUGCCUGGGCAUCCAAGAGCUCCAGGUUUGGUGUCUCCUGUCAGGGAGUCUCUUUACCGGUAUCUAAAGCAAGAGGGCUGGUGUGUACCGGCUGUGUAGUGAGGGCUCAGGGAGCUGAUAUGAGCCAAGGGAUGGAGUAGGAAGGAAAAGUGCAAGGAAGGGAAAGAAGAGAGGGAGUAAAGGCAGGGGAGAGGUGUGGAAAUAGCAAGGGUAGCAUCCAGCAGAGCAAAAUGUGGGGGCACAGAGAGGAGGACAAACACGGCCGGGCCAGGUUAGGUGUGGCCAUCCGCCUGCCAUCACCAAGAGCUCCGGGUACCAUCAGGGUGAAGGCAGAGGGAGCAUGAGAGGUGGGGUAUCACCUCUGGGAUCAUGGAGGAACCCUUAGAAAUCCACCCCGAAAGCUUCUUUGGUGUCUGGGUGAGACAACCACCUCUGAGGUCCCACUCAGCAUGGCAUCUGGGGGCAGGUAGGCAGUGCUGAUCCCUGCCUCUGCUCUAACUCUUACAAGUCCACGAUCCUGGAAAAUGUGAGUCUUUCCAGGCCAGUGACAAGUUCAGCUGUCCUCUCUUGGGAGCCUGAGCUAGGGGUGUCUUUCAGGUCUCAGGAGGUCUAAGUUUUCUCCAGUGCCAUGCCUGAGAGGGACAAUAUCUCUUUUCUCACUGUGCCUAUCUAAGGAGAGAUGGUGUGAGAGCAGCCUAAAGCAGCACAGCCCAAAGGCACAGGGCCAGGUGAGCGUUGCUGUGCAGGAGGCAGGGAAAGGAGCAGGUACAUGGCAUGGGAUGGAGAAGACUGUUGGAGGAGAUGGUGGGCGGGGUGGUUUGGGAGAGAAGUUGCAGAAGGGAGAUGAGGCAGGUUGAUGCAGCAGGGAGGACAGGAAGAGAAGGGCACCUGAGAGCUGGAGGAGAGUCCCCGUCAGAGGUUGUACUCUGCUGGGAAAAAAACCCAGCCAGGGGUUUAAACAAAACUCCCGCCAGGGAUGUGAGGCAGGAGCACCCCAGGGCAAACAGGGGAGGCCUGAGGAGGAGAACAAGGUGGCUUUCACCCAUCUAUCCAGCUCACAGCCCAGCAUGGUUGGCAGCUGUGUCAGUAACCCCCUAAAUAGCAUCAAAUGAUAAAACUGUGUUUAGUAUUGUACAGUGAGGAUCCACUGCUGCUCUGUUGGACACUAACAGCAAUAACGCCAGGUCUCUGUCUCCCUUGCUCUGGCACAAGUGAGUACACACCUUUCUUUUCACACUUCAGCCUUAAAAUACCUCCAGCAGCAUCAGCUCCUGCAGAGAGCUGGCCAGCCAGUAAAUCCAGGAGCCCCUCUGCUCCUCACACCACAUCCCACCCACACGCCUUGUUUUCCCAGGUCCCAGCUUCUCUCCCAGCUCCAUUUAAUGCCAGCACACUCUGCUCUACAACUCUAAACCAAAGGAACACUGAACACAAAGCCUGCGCAUGUUUUUGUAUUUGAUUUAGCUUAGGAUUUUCAGAGUCAAUGAGAAGGUUUUCCAAAGAAAGGAUCCCAAUGGGAAGCACCGACCCAGUUCUCUGGUUCCUUGGAAGGGACCAGCUGAUGGCAAUGGGACGGUGCUUCUGCUGUAGGAGGGGCAGGGAAUUAGCUGGAGGGAUGCAGAGGGACAGGGAUGUGCCUGGAGCUUGUCCCAUGUGGUUGGCUGAGUCCCACCAGGAACACCUAGCAUCCAAAUGUAUGUUGUGUGUCAAAAUGAGGGCUGAAAAGCUGAAUAUUAGCUUCAUUUGGUACAUAAAGUGUAUGUAACUGCUAGACCCAGAGUGCAGGGCCAGACCUGUGUGCUGUGGUGCGCUGAUGGCUUGCACUGCCAGUGAGGCAGGCCUUAUAUUAAGCUCUGUCAGAAGAGUUUGAUCAGCAUCACUAGAAUUUUGGAGAUUUUCUGUCCCCACCCCUUGCUGUAGGUGACAUUUUAUCCAAGCAAAUAAGUAACAGAAGCUGUUCCCAGUGAAGGCAGCACCAAGCCAAGGCUUCAGGACUUAAAGCGCACAGAACUAUUCUGGUAAAGACAAUUUAAAUUAACUCAACCCCAAACUCUGCUGAAUGCAUCUGAGUCACCAGUGCCACCUCAGUGCACUUGUGCCACGCUCCGGGUUGAACUCAGGUAGCCCGUACCCGGCUGUGCUGGCUGGGAGGUCCAAACCCCCUCCUGCCCCAGCCCCUCCACAACUCCAGCUGCUUCCCCAGCAUGUUGGUGACAGCCAACGGCUGGGGCUCCACAGGGACAAAAAGAGGAGGAAAUGUUGACACACAGAGUCUUUUCUUUCAUUUUCUUCAGUAUAUUGUAUGUCUAAAGCUUCAUUUCAGCUGCUGCUGCUGACAUUCCCUCCCUCACACGAGUGUCGUGAGGAUUCACUGACAAAGGCUGGAAAUGGCAUUUGGAAGACAAAAUGCUUCCAGCGUUAAACACUACUAUUUCUCCCGCUUGAUGGCCAUGUAUAGAUUUUUGUCGCCAAAACGCCUGCCAAAGCAUUACUCACUGCUAGCUUUCUGCAUCCUCCCAAGCCUUUUCUGACAGAUGUGCCUUCUGCAGGCAAUCUUUUGCCCUGUGCUUUUUCUAAACACCAUCAAUUGCCUAGAAAGAAGACCUUGAAAUACACUGCCUGCUUUCAAAAGCCCUCUUCUUAAUAGCCCCUUGUGCUCUGCAAUUGCAGUGCUCCAAAUCCCGAGCCUCAGAGGCCCUGAGUUCUGUUUAAUUUGCAGCCUCCACAUAACAGGGGUGUUGCAACGGAUACAGCUGCAUCAGAAAUCAUACCAGGGCACGGGGGACAUAUUUUAAAAGCACAGAACUGAAACAGCUACCUAUAUACCCUGCUGGCCUUCAAAGCUAAUGUGAGGGUUUGCAAAAGAUGCCCUUCUGAGGAUGCAGGAGGUUUUUAAUGACUCCGGUCACCUGUCCAGCAGCAGCAUCUGAGGGGCGUCACGUUGCAAGCAGUGUUAGGAGCUCGUGAUGUUUCAGACAGCAUCAAAAAGAAAGAAGGAAGCCCCACAGCUUGUUCCAUCAGCAAUGAGAGGGUCAAGUGGGGAGCCGUGAGAUAAAAACAAAAUGCAAAUAACUCCUUUAUUUAAACAAUAAUUUCAAUGAAAUAGAGAAACCUGUACAAGAAAGCCUUGAAAUGAACCUGUAGAUGAGGCUGCAGGGUUAAGGUGCAGAGCACCGUCCUCCCUGGGAGGAUGCAGUAGCUGGGCUUGUCAGGAGAACUAGCAAUAAACACGCGCUGGGAAAGCACACGUUAAAAUACAGCCACAUACUUCAAAGGCCAUUUUUUUUCUUUAGCAAAUAGAGUUCACAGUCUGUUUUUUACAUGCGGCCGGAGGAACCCAGUGGAGUGGCAGGGCAGCGGGACUGUGUGGCGAGGCCAUCUGGCCCCUCCGUCUGCUAGCACAGGGCUGUCCCUGCUGCCCCUGCCCUCCCACGGGGUGAAGGGUCGGCGGCUUCCCACCACUGCCCUCCCAGAAAUUCUUCCAACUACAUCUCUCUCAGGAGUUUUGUACAAGAAUUAGCUUCUUGCCUUGCCAGCCUCCCUGGAUGGCUGGCCAGCCUGUCCCUCCAUGGAGGGGACGGCAUCCUCACGAGGAGGCUGCCAUGGCUCCUCAGUAGAUGUGAUUUUGUUUUACAGGACACUAAAAGUAUUAAUGAGAGCAGUCUAUACUGUAAUGUAUAUUAAAAUGUACCUGGUGGGUUUAAUCUAUUGUGAGUCCAGUGCUUGCCUGCAAGGGAACAGACUGUUCUCAGGCCAGGAAUGCAAUCCGAGAGGUCAGGUUGGGACAUAGAUGUCUUUUUGCCAAAACAUCCCCGUGUGCUCAGUCGCUGCUGCAUGAAGCGUCGGGCAGCCCCUCACUGUGCAGCUCGACAAGGCACCGGGUUCAGCUGCGGGUGGCAGACAUCCCCCAUGGGGGAUUUUGCAGUUAAUGCUCUUAACAGGGACCAACCCUGCACUGUUCACCUGUAAGAUGUGUCCAAGUAUUUUGUGGCCAAAAAAACCUCCUGAAGCCAGGGAGAGUUGUUGAGUUCCUGGGAACAAGGCUGACCGUCUGUCAAGUCGAUUAGAAAAGCUUAGUACUAGUGUAUUUGUGUCUUUGUCAUGGGCCAGGUUUGUCUUCAGGCUUACGACCAAAAACCCCACAACCAUUUCCAAGGAGACUACAACACUCAUUAAGGAUCUGAUGCCAGAAGCGUCAAGGUCAGUAGAGAUGGUGCUACCGAGCAUCAUCCCGAACCACCCAAACCCAUCACACAUCUGCAUCCCCAACACACGCACGAGAAAUCAGGGACCUGGUCCAGGUGGCACAAAAAAAGUGGACCACAGUCUCGUCUCUACCUCCCCAAAGGAAAGAGCAGGCAGAAACCCUCUCCCAGAGCACCCCAAGACUUGAGUGUACGUUGCCAUUUCUGAGCUCCUGCAAUGACCUGCAAUAACUGAUGCUGGCAGAUAUAGGUACAGAACCUAUAUAAGACCUUGUGCUGAGAAUGUAGCUAUGGAAAGGGACUUCUCACAGGACUGCUCAUGUCCAGACCAGCAGCCUGCAAGAUCUUUAUUUGUGCUGCAAAAUCUAGCAAGUAUGACCUUUAAACACUGAUCUGUUAAUAAGAGGAGGACCACCAAAGCCUCCUGGCUGGCACCCUGCAGGCAGAGGGAGAGGGGAGAGAGCUGGGAUGGAUAUAGGGCAAAAAACAUGUCACAGAGAGGGCAGCUCAGUUCUCCAUGGGCACCGGGUGCAGCAGCCGUGGGGAGGAGAGAGCCAGGGAGGAGGUGGAGGGCUGGGAGCCGGCCCGACACUUGCUGCCCCAGCUCCUCCCACCCAGUGUCUUGGAAAUUGAUGUCAUGACCAAAUCCUGGCUGGCCUGUAGCACAGGCAAGCAGCUUCAGGUCUAACCCCCCUGCUCCAGGUGGGGAGAGAUCACAGCAGGUAACAACAGGAUUUUCAGCAUUGACCAAGUCUCACCAGCAUUUCCAGUGCUGGAGCUACGCAAUGGUACUGGGCAAGAAAAUAGGGCUGUUUAAAGACCAGUUACUGCCCCAUUGAAUAGCCCAGACCCUAAUUUAAGAUCCUCAGCCCUAUUCCCCCCACCUCCCCUUUCCCUCCUUCAGCUCGACAAGGGAACAGUGACCAUCACCCUGCCUCUGGGCUCCCUGCUCCCCACCACAUUUCUUCCCAAAGGAUCACCGGAGGCCGCCACGAUUUUCCUUUUGCUGGUUUCCCGCUGAAUCAUUUCUCCUGCAUGUUUGAUGGCCCAAACUGUAUUAACUGUAAUUUUGUACGAAGAGUGACUGUCCAUUGGUUUAAUAGAGCAUUAGUUAUUGUAAUAAUUUAUUGGCUGUUGGUAAUGUAUUUAUUAGUUACAAACUGUUAAUAAAGUGCCAGCUCUUUUCUAGUG
This is a messenger RNA of Athene cunicularia (burrowing owl), 7556 nucleotides long. It is a transcript of the gene GNAO1, whose product is annotated as G protein subunit alpha o1. Gene Ontology annotation, biological process: G protein-coupled dopamine receptor signaling pathway; adenylate cyclase-modulating G protein-coupled receptor signaling pathway. The transcript is spliced from 6 exons. Gene Ontology annotation, cellular component: heterotrimeric G-protein complex. NCBI's taxonomy places the organism in Eukaryota, Metazoa, Chordata, Aves, Strigiformes, Strigidae. Bases 99 to 902 code for a protein of 267 amino acids. Gene Ontology annotation, molecular function: GTPase activity; GTP binding; mu-type opioid receptor binding. The record is from RefSeq and is a predicted model, not a curated record.